AUGCCGACGCUGGUGGCAGAGAAAAAGAGGAUACAAGACCUACUUGGCAUGGACCUUGGGGAUCGUCGCUUUGAAAAGAUUCUGUUUGACUUUGGACUGGAGCUUGACGAUGUAGUGGAGGAGGAAGGGAAAACCAUGUACAGAAUAGAGAUCCCUGCCAACCGAUACGAUCUCCUCUGUGCCGAGGGGCUCUGCUAUGCACUGAGGGCGUUUCUCUCGAUGGAGACAUACGAGGAUAUAGAUGUUGAGGAGGGGGAGGUUGUUGUCUACAAGACUGGAGGGGAGGAAAGACCGUGCAUAGCAUGCGCAGUUAUCAAGGGCGUGGAUCUUCUGUCUGAAGGAGCCUAUAAAAGCUUCAUUGACUACCAAGAUAAGCUUCACCUGACGAUUGGAAGGAACAGGGCAUUGGUCUCGAUGGGGACCCAUGAUCUCGACAAGAUUAAGGGGCCUGUCUUCUACAAAAGCGAGACGCCCGAGCGAAUCGGAUUCAAGCCCUUGAAUGCAGAAAGAGAGGUGAAUGGAAAGGAGCUAGGUUCUCGCUUUCCGCCUGGAAGCAAGAUCGGAAGGUACAUGAGGCUUAUUGAGAAGAACGAGAAGUAUCCCCUCUUUGAAGACUCUAUGGGAACGAUUAUGUCCUUGCCGCCGAUAAUAAACUCUGAUGCAACUAAAAUAAGCCCUGGGACCAAGAAUGUGUUUGUUGAAAUGACAGGAACCGAUUUCCACAGGGUUAAUACGGCGCUGAAGUUGCUCCUAGGGUGUUUUCGAGGAAGGAAGAUAGAGAGUGUUGAGAUUCGGAAUGGAAACGAGAGGACCAGAACGCCGGUCAUGCAUAAUCGCUCGUAUGUGAUGGGGCUGGGGGAAAUUAACAGGAGCCUUGGGCUGGAUCUGUCGUUGUCAGCAGCAAAGUCAUACAUGGAGAGAAUGAUGCAUAGCGUCGACACGAUUGAUGAAAGCACUCUCAGGGUUAGGGUGCAUGACAUCAGGUCGGACGUUCUUCACAAGUGCGACCUUAUUGAGGACAUUGCUAUUGCACACGGAUUCAACAACUUCAGGAGAGAGCUGCCAUCGUUCUUCACAGCCGGGUCUGAGAUUCCUCUAAACAAGUUUUCGGACAAGCUCCGGACUGAACUCUCCAUUAUGGGCUUUGACGAAGCCUUAACACUCACACUCCUGUCCCGUGAGGAGAAUGUGAUUGACGGAGACCAAGCAGUUGUGCUUAUGAACCCGAAGUCGGCUAGCUACGAGGUUUGCAGAACCUCUCUCAUUCCAGGGCUAAUGAAGACAGUGGCCUCGAACCUGCACAUGAAAAUCCCAUUCAGGCUGUUUGAAGUCUCAGAUGUCGUCCUUUUAGACAAGGAGAAUGAGUGUGGGGCAUCAAAUUCAAGGAGACUGGCAGCCAUGUACUGCGGACACACUCCAUGUCUUGAGGAAGUCCAGGGCUCUCUGUCUCUUCUUCUGAAGAAAUGUGGAGUGCGCCAUUCAUACAGCACCCACAACGACUCCGCUAGGUAUCUUAAGAACCAAAGUGCCCUGGUGAUUGUAGAAGAUGCUGCCAUCGGAUCGAUAGGCGUAUGCAACCCGGAGAUAUGCAAGACGUUCAGAGUUCCGUAUGCAGCAUCAUUCUUUGAGAUAGAUGUCGAGAAGCUCCUUUCGAUCUAUAUGGCCAGGACCUGA
Molecule: messenger RNA, 1674 nt
Organism: Encephalitozoon cuniculi GB-M1
Lineage: Eukaryota; Fungi; Microsporidia; Unikaryonidae
Exons: 1
Coding region: 1-1674 (557 amino acids)
Biological process (GO): phenylalanyl-tRNA aminoacylation
Cellular component (GO): phenylalanine-tRNA ligase complex; cytoplasm
Molecular function (GO): ATP binding; magnesium ion binding; RNA binding
Source: RefSeq, marked provisional